GUGGAGUCCCUCUCCACAGGCGAGCCGAAGGUCAAUUACCGGGAGACCGUGACCGCCAAGACGCCGUUCGACUACCUUCACAAGAGGCAGUCUGGUGGCCGCGGCCAGUACGGGAAGGUGAUCGGCUAUUUCGAGCCAGUCCCCGAAGAGGAUCGCCAUGAAGCAAAGGACGGCAUCGUCUUUGUGAACAAGCUGGUGGGCAACGACAUCCCUCCGUCCUACGUUCCUUCCAUCGAGAAGGGCUUCCGAAAUGCCACUCAGAAGGGCCUGCUGAUCGGCAGUCCGCUGAUCUACAUGCGCUGC
Symbiodinium necroappetens is the source of this 303-nucleotide messenger RNA. The record is from the annotation of a GenBank genome assembly. Lineage: Eukaryota; Dinophyceae; Suessiales; Symbiodiniaceae.